AAGAAGUCUUCGGGUUGGAUUCUUGUGAGGGUUUCCCUAUGGGUCGCAGUGGAGGUGGAGCUAAAUUUAACGGGACAGUUUGUUUUACUUCGUGAGACGCCAGCGAUGGAGAGAGGACAGCGGCGAGGCGCCGGGACACUCCACGCACCAUACUGACAUUAUUACUGCGAAUUUAGCUACUCCGUCAGGAUGUGUGUAUGAGGGCUGACAGACUGGGUCCAGCCAUGGAGUCAGAGCGGAACUGCAGCUCUUACUGUGACUCCAGACUCUGCCUCAUCCACCCUGGAGUCAAUACAAAGAAGGGCCUGGAGAUACUGCAGAGACUAUGUACCCUCAGCACGAUGGGAGUGGAGCUGCAGAGGCGGUCUCUCUCCCCUGUGCUCUGUGCAGUGGUCUGGACCAUGCUCUCCUGUGGCAUCUUGCUGGCAUUCUGCUUCCUGCUCUUCACCCUGCGCUUCAAGAACAACAGGAUAGUGAAGAUGUCCAGUCCUAACCUCAAUGUGCUGACUCUGUGUGGAAGUAUCCUCACCUACAGCAGUGGCUUCCUUUUUGCUUUUGAGGAACGCACCCACCUACAAGGGGGAGGAGCGAGAACAAUACUACAGGCCAGGAUCUGGACUUUGUGUAUUGGCAGCACUCUGGUCUUUGGGCCCAUCCUGGGGAAAACAUGGCGGCUCUACAGAGUAUUCACCCAACGCAUGCCUGACAAGAGAGUGAUCAUCAGAGACAUCCAGUUGAUGGGCUUGGUAUCUCUGUUGAUUCUGGUGGACCUGCUGGUUCUCACCGCCUGGAGUCUAACCGACCCGGUCAAAUGUGCACGGUCCAUUGGGGCUGUGGUCAAGGUGGUGGAGAGGGACGUGUCCUACUCUCUGUCUCAGCUGGAGUCCUGUUCCUCUCUCUACUCAGACCUGUGGGUUAUCCUCCUCGCUCUGAUGAAGGGUAGCAUGCUCCUGUAUGGGACCUACCUGGCCGGUCUGACCAGCAACGUCAGCCUGCCUCCGGUCAACCAGUCCCCCACUAUCAUGACCGCGGUCAGCCUGGUCACCCUGUCCACGGCGGUGGUGGUCCCGGUGGCGCGGUUCCUGCAGGCCUGGCCUAAUGUGGUCUAUAGUGUGGUGGCUGGAGCCAUCUUCAUCUGUACCCUUGCCACCAACUGUAUGCUGUUUUUACCUCAGUUGACCCAGUGGCGUCGGUUUGAGGAGGAGCACAACAACCCUAGUCAAAUGGCGAAGUACUUCAGCAGCCCCAGAAAGAGUGUCCACUCUGUCUACAGCCAGGAUGAGAUCUACUAUCUACUGGGAGAGAACAACUCUAUGAAGAGGCUCCUCAAUGAGAAGAAUGCUGUGAUUGACAGUCUGCAGGAGCAGGUGAACAAUGCCAAAGACAAGCUACUGCGCCUCAUGUCCAGUAGCCACCCCAACGAGGACCAGGAAAUGGACUCUUCCAUCACCAACCUCCACUCCUCAUCCACCCAGACCACAGUUGUGCAGUCCGACUGCCUUCCAACUCCCCUACCACAGAGGGACAUAGCAGAACCUCCCCUCUCCUCUCCUCCCUUUCCUCUACCUCCUCUGUUUGCUCUUCCCACUACUUCUGCUGUCUGUACACCUCCUUCUGAAUCUCCCUCUGCUCCUCUCUCUACUCCUCCCCCUCCUGCCCUCUCUCUUCCCCCAGGGGAUGGUGCGAGAGUUAAACAGUGGAGUGUAGAAUUUGGUCAAGACAUCCAGGGUGCAGGGAUGGAGAAUGAGACAGGGUGGUGUAAGGUUGAGGGGACUGGGUCCCAGCAGCAGUGUGGAGGGGAGAGAUUUAACCUCCCAGGCUCCCCUAAGCCCUCUGUUUUCUCCAGGACAGGAGUCAGGACACCUGGGAAGAGGGCAGGGACACAAACGACACCCUCCUGUCAGUCAAACUAUGUCACUUCCUCUUCCCAUCUCUUUCCGGUGGGUUUGGGCCCUGCUCUUUCGGAACCCUUGGGUUGCCAUGGCCACCCCGUGUUGCCAUGGGAGACAAGCGUCAGGCCGGCAGGGUUUGUGAGCAGUGAGCAUCUGCAGGAGAUCCUCCAGGAACUGAGUGUGGACGCUGUCAUGGAAACGGCCCUCCGCUCACCCAAUCACAGCAGGGUGAUCAGGAGACCCACUCUGCCGUCCUCGAUCGACCCCUCGGUCCUCUCUCCCCUCUCCCUCCGUACCUCUCGCACCCCUCGCUCCCCUCAUCCCCCUCUCCUCUUCCGCUAUCCCAGUAUCUCCCCCUACGUGAUGAGGAAACGCAGACCUCCAUUCCAUCAACCCAGAGGGGGGCCUCCGCCCUGUUACUACCCAGGGUCAGAGCCUCCUGUCUGGGGAAGGAGGAGGGACGCUGGACCCUCACAACCAGACAAGCACCCCUCAAAAAGACAACCCCAGCUCGAGCCUGUCGGCACAGAGACCAGUCCCCUCUGCCCUGAAGACAGUGAUGCAGAUGAACGGGAAGAGGCAGGGCAUAGAGUAACAAACAGGUGCGGGAGGCGUGGCUCAAGGUGGGAGCACCAGCUACCACCCCCUCGAAAAUGCUCCAUCACCCCCUUCUCAGGACACACCCACACAGGCCCUUCAAAUGGUGAGGGGGGCGGCAAGGGAGGGCUAGACCGAGACCGUGGCAGGGACUCGUAUGGUUACUGGGACUCAGACUCCAGCAUCUCGGCUGACUACUGCUACCACCACCGACCUUACUGCGACGCCUGCCUGCCACACGGCUCCUACCCCUCCAGCGACAGCUCCUCCUCAGACUCCUCGGACAGCGAGUACGGCGGCUUCGCCAGCCUCUGCCGCUCCACGCACCCUGUGGUCAACUUCAAGGAAGACCUCAAUCCCACCUUCAUAUGAGCCUGUCUGGAACCUAGAUUGAACGGGUGCUGCGGAAGAAUCAUUCAAGUCAAAUUGUGUUGUAAUUUACUUUCAAUGGCCAGUUCACGGCAGAACAAUUGCGUUUCCACACUGUUGUAACACCAUUGAGAAGUAGUAAAUUGAGCGUGAACUGAUGUAAAUGCUUGCCUUGUAGGCCUACCCAUCCAACAUGGCUAAUUAAAAUAAAAUACAUUUUAAUUUGUCACAUGCGCCAAAUACAGCCGG
Messenger RNA from Coregonus clupeaformis (lake whitefish), 3107 nucleotides. RefSeq names its product G protein-coupled receptor 156 (gene gpr156). Gene Ontology annotation, biological process: gamma-aminobutyric acid signaling pathway; G protein-coupled receptor signaling pathway. Gene Ontology annotation, molecular function: G protein-coupled GABA receptor activity. The coding region runs from base 198 to 2861 and encodes 887 amino acids. The record is from RefSeq and is a predicted model, not a curated record. NCBI's taxonomy places the organism in Eukaryota, Metazoa, Chordata, Actinopteri, Salmoniformes, Salmonidae. The transcript is spliced from 9 exons. Gene Ontology annotation, cellular component: membrane; G protein-coupled receptor heterodimeric complex.